GGCCGUGCGGAGAGCGCAGUAGCGCUGAGCACAGCGACGCCUGUCUCUGGGUGCAGGAGCGGUGCAGCCCCAGGGCUGAACAGUGCCCUCGCCCUGGAGAGCUGCGACGCCCCGCAGAGAAGUCACCGGGCCGAGCGAUGGAGGGUGCUGGGCAGAAGCCUUGCGGCCGGCAGCCCCGAGCUGGAGGGAGAGGCCAUGCAGAUCUUUGGGAUACUGGCUUUAUAAGAAGAGGCAGAAACAGAACAAAUAAUGAGCCAGGCCAGGCAGCUCAGUUAGGGGAAAGCCCCCAAGCCAGUGAUUAUACUCUUCUACCUGGGCAAAGAGAAGAGAGAUUUGGUGGUUGGAUUUGGAGGGUUCCUCAAUCAAGCAAGAAUAAACCAAGAAACCAAGGUGGACAGGCCAACAGUGGAGCCACAGGACACUGGAAUGAACGGGAGAAUGAGCAAAGGGGAAUGAGGCAUCAAGGUGGACAAGCACAUGAGAGGGCCAGAGGACCCUGGAAUGAGCAAGAAAAUGAGAGUAGAGGAAGGAGGUAUCAAGGUGGACAAACACAUGAGAUGCCCAGAGGACCCUGGCAUGAGCAAGAAAAUGGGGGUAGACGAAGGAGGUAUCAAGGUGGACAAGCCCAGGAAGGAGCUAGAGGGCUACGGAACGGGCAGGAAAAUGAAGGCAGGGGAAGGAGGAUGCAACCUCGGGAGAAUCCUCGUUUCUACCAGAACCCUACCCCAGGUGGUGCUCAGCUCAGUGAGCAGCCUCAGCAAGUCAAAAGGAUUGGCUAUAAAUUCCUAGAAAGUCUCCUCCAGAAGGACCCUUCAGAAGUUGUCAUCACGCUUGCUUCCAGUUCGGGUUUGAAAGAGCUUCUUUCCCAAACAGCUAUGAAACCCAAUUUCCUUCAGCUUGUUUGCCAGGUGCUUCGAAAAGCAUGCAGUUCCCGAAUGGAUAGACAGAGUGUCCAACAGCUUCUUGGAGUGGUGAAGGAGUCCAACUUUCUCAAGAUCUGUCUGCCACAGUAUGUGUCUGACAUGAUAACAGAAGCAGUCCCUGCUGUACGUCAUCAGUACCCUGUGCAUAUUAGCAACAUCAUUUCACUUCUUCAGGACCUGAUUAGUAUUUUCCCAGCCAGCUCUGUGCAGAAAAUCUCCAUUCUCUUGACAGUCUUGCCAGCAUCCAUAAAUGCCCUGAGAGCUUCUGGUGUGGACAUCGCAGAAGAAACAGAGAAGAAUCUAAAUAAAGUCCAGAUGCUCGUGCAGCAUCUGCAGGAGAAGAGACGUGAAGGCACGCUGCGGGCUGAUAACUAUACUCUUCUGCAGCCUCAGACUGAUGGUCAGGAAGAAACCUAUCGUACAAUGACCAUUUAUCCGACAUAUAAUGAGGUACACCAUGAUGAGAAACCCUUUCUACGUCCCAAUAUUGUUUCUGGAACAUAUGAGAGCACCAGCAUUUAUCUUGACACUCAUUUCCGGCUUCUGAGAGAAGACUUUGUAAGGCCUUUAAGGGAGGGUAUCUCAGAGCUUUUGCAGAGCUUUGAGGACAAAGGUUUGAGAAAAAAAAGAUUUGAUGAUAUCAGGAUCUACUUUGACACACGGAUUAUUACCCCUCUCUGUUCCCCAACUGGUAUUGUUUACAAGGUCCAAUUUGACGUGAAACCAUUGAAGUUUGUACGAUGGCAGAAUUCCAAGCGGUUGCUAUAUGGAUCCCUGAUCUGCAUGUCCAAAGAUCACUUUGAAACAUGCCUUUUUGCCACUGUUUCUAAUCGUGAUAAUGCAGAUCUUGCUCAUGGGAUUGUGCAGCUAUGCUUUAAUGCACAGAGCCAGGCACUGCUGGCAGAGGUUCAGCCCUCAGACUCCUUCCUCAUGGUAGAGACAACUGCCUACUUUGAGGCCUACCGGCAUGUGUUAGAAGGGUUACAGGAACUCCGGGAAGAAGAUAUCCCAUUCCAGAAGUACAUUGUGGAAUGUGAUGCACAGGUGAAGAAGCCAGCAUACCUGACAAUGGAUACUACCUACAACUUUGCACCCUUAAUGGAAGAUCCCCUGUCAGAUGAAGAGAUGUACCCUGAUGGCUUGAGAAUGCAAAGUGUUAAUGUUUUAGAUCCCAAGCAGUGGCCUUCAAUGGAAACCUUGAGAUUAGAUGAGUCUCAGAUGCAGGCACUGAGUCUUGCACUCACCAAGGAGCUGGCCAUUAUCCAAGGACCUCCUGGGACUGGGAAGACGUACGUGGGUUUGAAGAUUGUUCAGGCUCUCUUGGCUAAUAAGCACGUGUGGCAAAGCACCGUCCAGAAGUCUCCCAUCCUUAUAGUCUGCUACACUAACCAUGCACUGGAUCAGUUCUUAGAAGGAAUAUACACGUUCCAAAAACAUGGGAUGGUACGUGUUGGGGGAAGAAGUAGCAGUGAGGUCCUGAAGCAAUUCACCCUGAGGGAGCUGAGAAAGAAGAGUGAAUUCCGAUACAACUUGCCAAUGCAUCUCCGCAGAGCCUAUGUGAAUAUAACCAGUGAGAUGAAACAGGCUGAGCAGGAGCUCCAUGAAGGAGCAAAGCACUUAGAGUGCACGACAUACGGAGUUCUGCAUGAACGCUACUUGGAAGCAUGCAUUGCGCCUCAGCACUGGGACAGUCUGAUGAAUGGUCUGGGUGAUGAGGAGUUUUACUACAGUGCUUCACAACACUCAAUGAUUCUGGAGUGGCUGGGUCUUGGUGUAACUGUCUUCACACAGAAUGCUGCAGAGAAUAUAGGGACUGAGAAUCCAGGUGGUCAGCAGGAGAGAGAGGAGGAGUGGGAAGGUGAAGCAGAAGAGGAGCUUUUGGAGAUCCCAGAGGAGGCUGACCUGAUUCAAGCUGACAGAGUAAUUGAGGAUGAAGAGGCAGCAAAGCCUCAGGGAAGGAAGGAGGAAGAGCACAGAGCUGUCCAUGACCUAGCCAGUGUGCUGUUGGCUAUGAAGCUGGAGGACUGGGAAGAAGGAACAGCCCAACCACAACAGAAGGCUAUGCAGUGGGAGAUAACUGCUGCCCAGAGGAAGAAAAUGAAACAGAAGAUGAAGGUUGAGCUUCGUAAGCUGAGUGCAAUGACAGAGUUAGAGGCCAAGGCUAUUCAGGAUCUGUGGCAACUUGACCUGAGCUCCCGCUGGAGGCUUUACAGGCUUUGGCUGCAGACCUAUCAGGGGUUUAUUCGACGAAGGAUUCUGCAACAUGAACAGCAGUAUCAGGCAGCAGCAGAAAGACUGACAGAACUGAGGCUGCAGGAAGAUCUCUGCAUUCUCAAGGAGGCCCAAAUCGUGGGGAUGACAACUACAGGUGCUGCCAAAUACCGUCAGAUCUUGCAAAAAGUAGAGGCACGAAUUGUCAUUGUAGAAGAGGCAGCAGAGGUGCUUGAGGCUCACACCAUUACUACUCUGAGUAAAGCUUGCCAGCAUCUUAUCCUUAUUGGAGAUCAUCAGCAGCUGCAGCCUAGUGCAAAUGUAUAUGAUCUGGCCAAGAACUUCAAUCUGGAAGUCUCUCUCUUUGAACGGCUGGUGAAAGUGGAUUUCCCCUUUGUCCGUCUGAAAUACCAACACCGCAUGCGUCCUGAAAUUGCCCAGCUUCUCAGUCCUCAUAUAUACCAGGAGCUGGAGAACCAUCCCUCUGUCCUGAAGUACGAGAACAUAAAAGGGGUCUUAUCUAACCUCUUCUUUGUGGAACAUGACUUUCCUGAGCAAGAGAUCCAGGAAGGAAAAAGCCACCAGAACCCACAUGAGGCCCAGUUUGUAGUGGAACUGUGCAAAUACUUCUUGUGUCAGGAUUAUCUACCUUCUCAGAUCACCAUUCUCACUACUUAUACUGGACAGCUUUUCUGUCUGCGUAAGCUCAUGCCAGCCAAGACCUUUGCAGGUGUAAAGGUUCAUGUGGUAGAUAAGUACCAGGGGGAGGAGAAUGAUAUUAUUCUGCUGUCACUCGUGCGGAGCAACAAAGAGGAGAGAACUGGGUUCUUGCAGAUCCCUAAUCGGAUAUGCGUAGCAUUAUCCAGAGCUAAGAAAGGGCUGUACUGCAUUGGAAAUAUGAGAAUGCUUGGCAAGGUUCCUCUCUGGAGCAAGAUCAUUCACACCCUUCGGGAGAAAGGUCACAUUGGCUGCUCAUUGGUGCUUUGCUGUCAAAACCACCCUGAAACCAAGACACUGGUAUCUACAGCAGCAGACUUCAGCAAAGUCCCCGAAGGAGGCUGUAGUCGUCCCUGUGAAUCUAGGUUGAGUUGCGGACAUGUUUGCACAAGGGCAUGUCACCCAUAUGACUCACAGCACAAAGAGUAUCAGUGUUUGAAGCCCUGUCAAAAGGUGCUUUGUGCAGAUGGGCACCGCUGUCCACGGUCAUGUUAUGAGCCCUGUGGGCCAUGCAUGGUGAAAGUAGAGAAAACGAUUUCUAAGUGUGGCCACCUGCAGAUGGUGCCAUGCUCUAUUCCAGACAGUGAGUUUCUUUGCCAAGAACCUUGCCAGAAGGAGUUGAACUGUGGGCACACAUAACAAUUGUUUUCAGUCACACUGAAGUGUGGCCACAACCAGCAAGUUAAAUGCUGGAUCACUGAGGAGAUGAAACAUGACAAGCCUGUGGAAUGUAAGACUAAGUGUUCUGUUACACUGGAGUGUGGUCAUGGAUGCUCGGGUUCCUGUCAUACCUGCUUUGAAGGAAGAUUUCAUAAGGCAUGCAACAGCCCGUGCAAGCGCUUCUUGGUCUGCGGCCACAAGUGUCAGCAGCCUUGUACCACAGAAUGCCCUCCCUGUCAGCUGGAAUGUCAGAACCACUGUAUCCACAGUAGGUGUAAAAAGAAAUGUGGAGAGAGAUGUUUUCCAUGUACCGAGCCAUGUGAGUGGCGGUGCCAGCACUACCAGUGUACCAGUCUUUGCUCUGAGCCAUGCAAUAGGCCUCGCUGCAAUGUACCAUGUGCUAAGCUACUGUGCUGUGGUCAUCCUUGUAGUGGAUUGUGUGGAGAGCCCUGCCCAAAGAAGUGCCUUGUCUGUGACCGUGAGGAACUCACCCAGAUAUUUUUUGGCUUUGAGGAAGACCCAGAUGCUCGAUUUGUAGAGCUUGAAGAUUGUGGCCAUGUUUUUGAAUCCCAAGGCCUUGACCAUUAUAUGGAUGAAGAUGAUGAUGUCAUCAAGCUGAAAGUAUGCCCUAUCUGUCAGACACCUAUCAGAAAGAGUUUGAGAUACGGUACCACUGUGAAAAGGCGGCUAGAUGAGAUAGAAAAGGUGAAAGAGAAAAUCCAAGGCUCAGCACAGGAAAUUGAGUCUAGCAGACAAAAACUGCAGGCAGCACUGACAGGGAAUGCUGUUCUGCAGAGGAAUCUACCCCUUAAGUACCUCAUGCUAGAAGAUAAACUAAAAGCACCUGAUCUCUCCACAAAGAGUAUUGGACUAAUUGAGAACCAGCUUAACUUCUAUGAACGUGUAGCAGACCUAACCAAUUCUAUGAGCAAAAUUGACGAGAGGGAGAGGAAAGGGCUGAGAAAGCGGCUGGAUGAAGUCCAGGAGUGGCUGGAUAAGCCCCGCAUCAGUUUUACCGGUCAGGAGCUCUCUGACCUGCAGUCUGAGACCCAGAGACUGACCUAUUUGCUGAGCCUCUUGGCAAGGUGCAAAGGUGGGAGGGGGAUGAUCACCCCCGCGCUUGCAGCAGCCAUUGCCCGCGCACGUGACAUCCUGGAAGGGACAAAGAAAUUCACAGAGCAGGAUGAGGCUGUGGUGAAGGCUGACCUGGAAAGAAUCUGCACUGCGUUGCCUGUGUCAGGGCUAGGGAUCUCGGAAGCUGAGCGAGUGCAGAUUGUCAGUGCUAUUGGUUGUCCCCGUGGCCACUGGUUCAAGUGCAAAAAUGGGCAUAUUUAUGUGAUUGGGGACUGUGGGGGGGCAAUGGAGAGGAGUAAGUGCCCCGAGUGCCAUGCAGUCAUCGGGGGCACAAACCACGCUCUGGACAGCACCAACAGCCUCGCCUCCGAGAUGGACGGGGCGACCCACGCCGCCUGGUCCGAGACAGCCAACAACCUGCUCAACUUCGAGGAGCUCCACCGGCUGCUGUAGCGGGGUGUCUGCCCCGUUUCUUAUCCCCUGCCCC
Molecule: messenger RNA, 6072 nt
Organism: Egretta garzetta (little egret)
Lineage: Eukaryota; Metazoa; Chordata; Aves; Pelecaniformes; Ardeidae
Gene: ZNFX1
Product: zinc finger NFX1-type containing 1
Biological process (GO): regulatory ncRNA-mediated heterochromatin formation
Cellular component (GO): nucleus; nuclear RNA-directed RNA polymerase complex
Molecular function (GO): helicase activity; zinc ion binding
Source: RefSeq, a predicted model, not a curated record